GGUGGGGCAGCCGGGACCGGACGGGGCGGGAGCGGCCGGGUCCCGGGUGUAUGCGGCCGCCGGACGCGCCGGGGCCGGCAGCGGGGAAGCGGGGCGCUGACGGCUGACAGGGGGGCUGUCCCUCCGCCCCCAGAGCAGCAUGGAUGCCCCACGGAGGGACAUGGAGUUGCUGAGCAACAGCCUGGCGGCCUACGCACACAUCCGCGCUAACCCCGAGAGCUUUGGCCUCUACUUCGUGCUGGGAGUCUGCUUUGGCCUGCUGCUGACGCUGUGUCUACUAGUCAUCAGUAUCUCCUGCGCGCCCCGCCCGCGGCCCCGGGCCCCUGCGCCGCGCCGGGACCCCCGCAGCAGCACCCUGGAGCCCGAGGACGACGAGGACGACGAGGAGGACACGGUGACCCGGCUGGGCCCCGACGACACGCUGCCGGGCCCAGAGCUGAGCGCCGAGCCAGACGGGCCGCUGAGCGUCAACGUCUUCACGUCGGCAGAGGAGCUGGAGCGGGCGCAGCGCCUGGAGGAGCGGGAACGGAUCCUGAGGGAGAUUUGGCGCACCGGGCAGCCGGACCUGCUGGGCACCGGCACGCUGGGCCCCAGCCCCACGGCCACAGGCACCCUGGGUCGCAUGCACUAUUACUGACCGGCCCCUUUCCGCUGCAAAGAGCUCUGCGUACUGGACAUGCGCAGGAACUCACAGCUGCCCAGGCGUUGGGACUGCCCCUGCCCGCGGUGCUAUGGAGGCCCCGCCCCCACGGCUCCCCCAGUGCUAUAUUGGGCCUGGAUCCCCCCUUCUGGGAUCCCCAGUCCUGCCAGAAAGCCCGUGGGGGACAGGACCCAGGGUCCCCAGCCCCUUUCGUGGGAUCGGUUAAGAGAUGACCAAUGAAAACUGCAUUCUCAGUGA
This is a messenger RNA of Leptonychotes weddellii (Weddell seal), 898 nucleotides long. It is a transcript of the gene EVA1B, whose product is annotated as eva-1 homolog B. The record is from RefSeq and is a predicted model, not a curated record. Lineage: Eukaryota; Metazoa; Chordata; Mammalia; Carnivora; Phocidae.